Messenger RNA from Drosophila elegans, 781 nucleotides. RefSeq lists its product as uncharacterized. Lineage: Eukaryota; Metazoa; Arthropoda; Insecta; Diptera; Drosophilidae. Bases 197 to 694 code for a protein of 165 amino acids. The record is from RefSeq and is a predicted model, not a curated record. The transcript has 2 exons.
GUUAACCUUUCAAUACAAGUCAAAACUUUAAUAAAUUUCGAAAAGUAUAAAAUUGUGUACUGGAACAUGUUAAAGAAGAACUUUUCAAAAUUUGUGUUCAACUACCCGUUCGCUGUAGCUUUUGACAAUAAAACUGAAAUUGGACUGGAUGUGCCUGUGGCCCGACCCUUUGACGUCUUGCAGAUUUUAACCAGAAAUGCCCCGUUUUGAGGUGACCCUGCGCCAAGGGGCAGCCUUUGUGGCGCUGUACGUGUUGCUGUUGGCCGCUCUAGUCCGUCCGCAGAUGAACUUCAACAUCUUCGUGGACACGUUCUUCCUGGGUGUGAAGUACUCGGCGGUGAUGGUUCUGAGCUACCGCUUCGACACCUUCAUGGCCGUGGCCGCCGCUCCACUCAGUGCGGCUACGGUUUAUGCCCUUUCCAAGUGGAACGAGCCACGCGAGAAUCCAUCCGCCCAGAAACUGGUCAUCAUGGGCGUGGUAUCCGCCUAUAUCCUGGUGCUGGUGGCCAAUUUCCUGGCCAACGGCAUAGUGAUCCAGCAGGCCCUCAUCCGCUUCGACCAGUGUCCGUAUAGGGCGUGGUACAUGUACGGCGAGAUGGCGAUGUCCUUCGUCAAGUCCAUGGCGACAGACGUUCAGGAAAUGAUCACCCGGCAACACCAUCGUCGUCCUCGGCUGAUAUAUCGAAUUCAUUAGCAAGGCACCCAUUGUCAACGCCCAAAAUUAAUUUGUUCCUAGGCUGGACAUUAUCGCACAAAUGUAUUAAAGAGUUUGUAAAUGUUA